Molecule: messenger RNA, 1584 nt
Organism: Ilyonectria robusta
Lineage: Eukaryota; Fungi; Ascomycota; Sordariomycetes; Hypocreales; Nectriaceae
Product: general substrate transporter
Exons: 3
Coding region: 1-1584 (527 amino acids)
Biological process (GO): transmembrane transport
Cellular component (GO): membrane
Molecular function (GO): myo-inositol:proton symporter activity
Source: RefSeq, a predicted model, not a curated record
AUGGACAAUUCCCAGGCGCCACUGAUUUCGGGCGCGCAUCGUGACGAGGAGGAAGAAGAACUCGAAUAUGACGUCGAUGAGGCCCAGUACGUCGCAGAUGCCGACAAGGCUGCGGAUUCCGGCCCCAGCACCUUCGUCCUCGCCUUGACCUUUGCUGCCGGUAUAAGCGGCUUGUUGUUUGGAUAUGAUACGGGCGUCGUUUCCGCCACGCUCGUCUCCAUCGGCACCUCCCUCUCGAACCGCGAACUGACCUCGAUGGACAAGUCAAUCAUCACAUCGUCGACCUCCCUCUUCGCCCUGUUCAUCUCGCCCUUCUCCUCCGUCCUCGCCGACCGCUUCGGCCGCAAGCGCGUCAUCCUCUACGCCGACGUGCUCUUCACGACGGGCGCCCUGAUCCAAGCAUGGAGCUCGACUGUCAUCGGCAUGGUUGUUGGGCGAUGCAUCAUCGGUGCGGGCGUCGGCGCAGCGAGCUUCGUUGUCCCGCUGUACAUUUCCGAGGUGGCGCCCAGUUCGUACCGGGGGAGACUGGUGACGAUGAACUCGAUGUUUGUAACGGGCGGCCAAGUCGUUGCGUACGUCGUGGGGUGGUUGUUCUCGACGUUUGGGUCGGAGGGGACGGGGUGGAGGUGGAUGGUUGGCCUCGGUGCGCUGCCGGCUAUGAUACAGUGCGUGCUGAUCUUCUUCAUGCCCGAGACGCCGCGAUGGCUCGUCAAGGUUGGCCGGCCGGGCGAGGCUAAGGCCGUGAUCCAAAAGGUGAACGGUGGGGCAUCGAUGCACAUUGCCGACGCAGUGGUCAAGGAGAUUGAGCUGGAGGUGCGGGAGGAGUACGAGGCACAGCGACUGCGCGAGCACCAGACGUCCAGCCAGUGGAAGUGGUUGGGCGAAUGGCACAGCUUGAUCAGCGUAGGGAAGCACCGCCGGGCGUUGUCUAUCGCGUGUCUCCUCCAGGGCUUCCAGCAGCUUUGCGGUUUUAACUCAUUGAUGUACUUUUCAGCGACCAUCUUUACGAUUGUCGGGUUCAAGAGCCCAACUCUGACCUCGAUGGUGGUGGCCGUCACCAACUUUGCGUUUACGCUGGCUGCCUUGGUCCUGAUCGACCGCAUCGGCCGGAGGAGGAUCUUGCUCUACUCGAUCCCGUUUAUGAUCGCCGGUCUGUUGCUCUCGGCAUAUGGCUUCUCGUUCCUCACGCUGGGCCAGUCGUCAGACGUCAGCGACGACAAACCACCCGCCAACGCCGGCCACGAGCUCGCGGGUAUCACGGUGCUGGUGAGCAUCAUGGUGUACGUGGCAUCCUACGCGAUCGGCAUGGGCAACGUGCCGUGGAUGCAGAGCGAGCUGUUCCCGCUGGCGGUGCGGUCGCUGGGCAGCGGCGUGUCGACGGCGACCAACUGGGGCGCCAACUUUGUCGUCGGGCUGACGUUCCUGCCGAUGAUGGACGCCCUGACGCCGUCGUGGACGUUUGUGCUGUAUGCGCUGGUGUGCGUCGUCGGGUACGGGUUGAUCUGGCGCAUCUACCCCGAGACGUCGGGAUUGAGCCUGGAGGAGGCGACGGCGUUGUUGGAGAACGGGUGGGGAGUUCGAUGA